GGCUGAACCCGGAAGUGGGUCGGCGCCAGAGCGAGCGCGCCCGGAGUGGAGCUCAGCGGCCGGGAGCCAACGGGUAGCCCUGGGUUCCCGACCAUGCAACCCUCGGGCACGCCCCUCCAGAAGCUGUGAUCCAAGACAAUCUAGUUUUCCUUUAUAAAUCCCUCAAGACACUUAUGAAGUUUCUUGUUCUGAUACCGUUGUACUGCAAUGAAGAAAAGGAGAAAGGUUACUUCACAUCUUGACGAGAAGAUCCAUCUAGGCUACCGUAAAGAUUCUUCGGAAGGAAAUGUUGCAGUGGAGUGUGAGCAAGUAACCUACACUCAUUCCACGGAAAGACCAGCUCCCGAAGCUCUUCGCUGUUACCAGGAACUUCCUCCCUCUCCGGAUCAGAGAAAACUUCUGAGUUCUUUGCAGUACAAUAAGAACUUGCUGAAGUAUUUAAAUGAUGAUAGGCAGAAGCAGCCAUCUUUCUGUGACUUACUUAUCAUAGUAGAAGGAAAAGAAUUUAGCGCGCACAAAGUCGUCGUUGCUGUUGGCAGUAGUUAUUUUCAUGCGUGUUUGAGCAAAAAUCCAAGCACGGAUGUUGUCACCCUGGAUCACGUAACUCACUCCGUUUUUCAGCAUUUGCUUGAAUUUCUUUACACAUCAGAAUUUUUUGUGUACAAAUAUGAAAUCCCACUUGUUUUAGAGGCUGCAAAAUUCCUGGAUAUUAUAGAUGCAGUUAAGCUGCUAAAUAACGAAAAUGUUGCCACUUUUCAGUCUGAGCUAACUGAAAAAUCAUCACCAGAAGAAACACUAAGUGAGUUAACUGGAAGACUGUCGAGUAAUCAUCAGUGUAAAUUCUGUAGUAGACAUUUUUGUUAUAAGAAGUCUUUAGAGAAUCAUUUGGCGAAAACCCAUAGAUCCCUUUUAUUAGGGAAAAAGCAUGGGUUAAAAAUGCUGGAGAGAAGUUUUUCCACAAGGAGAUCAAAACGGAAUCGGAAAUGCCCUGUUAAGUUUGAUGACACUAGUGAUGAUGAACAAGAAAGUGGUGAUGGGUCAGACAAUUUGAAUCAAGACAGUUUUGAUAAGGAAAAGUCAGAUAGAAAUGAUUCUGAGGAUCCCGGCAGUGAAUGUAAUGCUGAAGAGGAUGAGCUAGAGGAGGAAAUGUCAGAUGAAUACUCUGACAUUGAAGAGCACAGUGAAAAGGAUCCCAAUGAUGCAGAAGAGGAGGCUGAGGCUGGUGAUUCUGUUGGAAGCAUUCAUGAGGGAUUAACCCCUGUAGUCAUUCAGAACAGUAACAAAAAAAUAUUGCAGUGUCCCAAAUGCGAUAAGACAUUUGACCGCAUAGGAAAAUAUGAGAGCCACACACGUGUUCACACAGGUGAGAAGCCCUUUGAGUGUGAUAUUUGUCACCAGCGCUAUUCGACAAAGUCUAACCUAACUGUUCACAGAAAGAAGCACAGUAAUGAAACAGAAUUUCAUAAGAAGGAGCACAAGUGCCCUUAUUGUAAUAAACUUCAUGCAAGCAAGAAGACUUUAGCCAAGCAUGUUAAGAGAUUUCAUCCUGAAAAUGCACAAGAAUUUACUUCCAUUAAGAAGACUAAGAGUGAAAGUUGGAAAUGUGAUAUUUGUAAGAAAUCUUUUACUCGAAGACCACACUUGGAGGAACAUAUGAUUCUCCAUUCUCAAGAUAAACCUUUUAAGUGUACCUAUUGUGAAGAACAUUUUAAAUCACGAUUUGCACGGUUAAAGCAUCAAGAGAAGUUCCAUCUGGGUCCUUUUCCAUGUGAUAUAUGCGGUCGCCAGUUUAAUGACACUGGAAAUUUGAAACGCCAUAUAGAGUGUACCCAUGGUGGAAAGAGAAAAUGGACUUGCUUUAUCUGUGGGAAAUCAGUACGAGAAAGAACUACUUUGAAAGAACAUUUGAGAAUCCAUAGUGGAGAAAAGCCUCAUCUUUGUAGUAUUUGUGGGCAAAGUUUUCGUCAUGGAAGCUCAUACAGACUUCACUUACGAGUACAUCAUGACGAUAAAAGAUAUGAGUGCGAUGAAUGUGGGAAAACGUUCAUCCGUCACGAUCACCUUACAAAGCACAAGAAAAUACAUUCAGGUGAGAAGGCUCAUCAGUGUGAAGAAUGUGGAAAAUGCUUUGGUCGUAGGGAUCAUCUCACUGUCCAUUACAAAAGUGUACACCUUGGAGAGAAAGUGUGGCAAAAAUAUAAAGCAACCUUUCAUCAGUGUGAUGUUUGUAAGAAAAUUUUUAAAGGCAAAUCAAGUCUGGAAAUGCAUUUUCGGACACAUUCAGGUGAAAAACCAUACAAGUGUCAAAUUUGCAAUCAAUCUUUUAGAAUUAAGAAAACUUUAACAAAACACUUGGUCAUUCAUUCUGAUGCCCGGCCUUUCAACUGUCAGCACUGUAAUGCAACAUUUAAGCGGAAAGACAAGCUGAAAUACCACAUUGACCACGUUCAUGGCAUAAAGUCACCUGACGAUCCUCUCAGUGCUUCUGAGGAGAAGCUUGUAUCCUUGCCAGUAGAGUACUCAUCCGAUGAUAAAAUCUUUCAAACAGAAACAAAACAAUAUAUGGACCAGCCCAAAGUUUACCCGUCAGAAGCCAAGACUAUGUUGCAGAGUGUGUCUGCUGAAGUGUGUGUCCCUGUAACGCUGGUUCCAGUCCAGAUGCCUGACACUCAGAGUGACCUGGUGCGUCACACCACUACUCUCCCUCCACCUUCUCACGAGAUCUUGUCGCCACAGCAGCCAUCCACUGAUUACCCACGAGCAGCUGACUUAGCUUUCCUGGAGAAAUACACUCUUACUCCUCAGCCUGCAAAUAUAGUUCAUCCAGUCCGACCUGAACAAAUGCUAGAUCCUAGAGAACAGUCUUAUCUUGGAACGUUAUUGGGCCUUGAUAAUGCCACUGCUGUACAAAAUAUUUCUAGUCGUGAGCAUCAUUCAUGAGUAAAUCUAAGCAUUCCACAGACUUUUUCUGUGGUUACGUGUUAAUGGUAGCCUAGAGCUGACAGCUUUUAACUUAGUGGGGCUGCUAUUUUUUCAUUUUCUCUAGUUUCUCAAGUCCUCAGAACCAUUUCAAAUCAAGAAAAAUAUGUAUCUCUGUUUACUGAACAUAUGAAUAUUUGGACAUAUUUUGAGGUAUAAUAUUUGAAAUGGACAUUUUUAUGAUUUUUUUAAAGGCUAAUGCUAAUUUUUAAUGGUUUCUUUAACUUUUCAAAACUAUUAGCUGUUAACAUUAUGAGGGUAUUUGUUUUUAGUCAUCAAUGGAAAUUUUUAUUCUUCUUUAGUCUCAUUCCUCAUUUCUCCCUUCCCCAUCUUCCAAACAAGUGUUAAGGAUGAUGUAGCUUUUAAGAAAGAAUACAAGAGUAUAUAGAACUAAUAGUUGCAACUGUUCCUUAUCCUAACUUAAGUGUCAUGAUUAUUUCUUCCAGAUUUUUAAAAACUGAAAUCAGGAAUUUGAAUUUAUAAGAAAGUCUUGGAUAGUUGGGUGUUCUUUUUUCAUCCGGCCAUAAUUUCAGUUUAUGACUAUCCUUUGGUCUUUUGACAAACUCAAAGCCAGAAAGCUAACUAAUGCAGGAUUAGCUCAUUAAAGGAAAUGUAGAAUUGAAAUAAUUACCCAGAUGGUUGGUUUUUGCCUGUGCUUCAAUUAUUGUGAAUAAGAAAUGCAAAUACAGGUCUAGGCAUUAAAUUACACAAGUUGAAAAUGUGUUAAAAGCAAAAUAUGACAGUUUUAACUAGAUAUUUUUCAAGGUAAGUUCACCUUAUGUAUUUUGCCAUUUAUUUCAGAAACAAUAAUAUAUCACAACAUAUAUCUUCAUCUUACUAUGGGAAGGGCAGUUAUAACUAAUUAGUGAAAAUUUAACAAGCUACUUUUGGUCUCAUUUACCUUUGCUAACUGAAACUCUGGGAAAUAGAACCUACAGAUUUCAUAUAUGAUUGUUAGAAAAGGUGCCAAACAAACAUAAAAUUUGUGUCUAAUUGAACUUAAUGUUUUUUAAUUAAAGGGAACCAUUAUUUGUAUACAGAUUUACAUGUAAUCUAGAUCUUUAUUUUUGCUUUACAAUAAGCCUAAUGUCUGUAAUUAUCCUUGAUUUUUAUUUUUGUAUGAGACAAAAGUUGAGGACUUGGUAAAAGUAAAUAGCAGUUGGAGCAAAGCCUCACUGAUUAAAAUUAAAUGAGGAAAAAGUCAGUCAGAAUUGUAAAAUAACCUUUAAAGAUGUGCACUUUCCAUAUUUUCAAGUCAGUUUAAACUUAAACUAGGAUGUUUCCUAGUAGAGCUGCUUAAAGGGUUAGAGAAUAGGCAGGGUUGAUUUAUUAUUAGCAUGUCAUUUGUAUGUAAACUACUGGAAAAUAGCAAUUUUAAGAGUUUUCUACUUCAGUUUUGUUUACACUCCUAAUUGCUUUAAGCACUUUUUUUGUGUAAAGUCUGGCCCAGCCCUUGUGAAAAAAAUCACAAAUAAAAUAAUGAAGUUUUAGUGAAUAAAAUUUAACCACUUAAUAAUGUGGAAACUUGUUUCCUGAAGCACUUAAGAAAUGAAGGUACUUUACAGGAAUACUCACCACACUAAUGGAAAUAAAACAAAAGAAAAAAAAGUUGAGAAUUAGGGCAGUUAACCAAAGUAGCUCAUAUAAGUAAUAAAACCAACCUGAGUUUUGCCUCAUUUAUUAAAGUUUGGUUAUAAUUAUCCUAGGACCGAUAGAUACUAGUUAUGUAUUAAUUCUUUAUAAAGCAUUCUUACUUUCGUGUGGAAAUGUUAUGUCUGGAGUACUUACAUGAUAGAACUUGACUAUAUGAGGUACUAUUAUUCUGUCUUUCAAAAUGACUUUAAAAAAUACAUAUCUUUAUGAUUUUUAUCAUAAAGACCUGCAAGACUUAACUAAAAAACUUAGUAUGAUGAAAAGAAAUCAUAUCUAAAAGUGUACCCUGCCUUGCAUAUAAACCAAUGUAGAAAAGUUUGGACUUACAGAAAGGCAAAUGGUAUAUAUGUAUAUGUGUGUGGUAUAUUAUAUGUUUGGUAGCAGAAAAAGAGGGUGUUGCGGUGUUGCAUUUUCAACAUUCAAAAGAAUACCUUGCUUUUUGAAGGUAUUGACUUUAGGGUUCUUUUAAUAAUAAUCUCCUAAUGCUUUAAAUAUAUGAUUUGAUUGUAGGAAUUGGUUUACAGUAUAGAACUUUUCUGGAAUACAUCUCUUAUAUAAAGUGAAACAUAAUUAUAUUUAGUUAUUAUUGUAGAUAACAAACUUGAAUAGUAGUUUACUGUUUUAUACAAUGCUUUCACAGUUAUCUCAUUUAAACCUCAUAACCAGCUCUGAAAUAGAAAUGACAUACUGUAUUCCCAUGUUAGAGAUAAAGAAUCUGAGGUUAAGCCUACAUCAUUAAUAAGUGGCAGAGCUACUAAUAGGGAAAGAAAUGGAGCAUUAAUGAAUGCUUACAAGGUGCCGGGCACUGCGUUUUCUCAUGUAAUCUUGAAAACAGUCUGGGAGGUAGGUAGUAUAAUUCUUAUGAAGAAAUAACCUCAGCGGGUGAACAGACAAACAAAUCUGCCUCUAAUUUCCAAAUUAGAAUAUACGAAAUUUUACAAUUGUGAAAACCUCAUGGAUUUGAGCAAACUGAAUGUAUAUAAGUUUUUGAAGUUGGCACAAAAAAAUAUGAAAUGAGGCCUGCUCUUUUCAGUUAACCUUUUGUCACAUUGUGAUUUGGAGCAUUUUGAACAAAUGCUCCAUUAACUCUAAAACCCAUUAAUUCUGUAAAUUUUAUACUUAAAAUUUUGAAUCUUGCAACUAAGUUUAGCCUCAUGCAGAAUUUUUUAUUUUAUGAGCAUAAUUUAUUGUUUUAAAUUAAUUUUGUAGUUGAUAGCAGUUAGCACUUAUUAUGUAAAUUGAAUAAUUUAUCAAAUGUAGGAAUUUGUUAACCUAAUCCAUUUUUACUUAAAUGUACCAAAGAUUUUUAGUAGGUAUUAAAAUAGUUUAAAAGAAUUUAAAUUCUUUGUUGUUUGAAUAAAUAUGUGUCCAAAGAAGCACAGUUGAAGUCCUAGGAUUAUGGAUUUUUUUUAAAAAUCGUUUGAAUACUAAGAUUAAAUGUUUGUGUUUAUAUGUAUAAAAAUGAGAACAGAAGAAAAUACUCUGGGAAUAGUCAUACUGACAAACCAGUUACAAAUAAAAAUACUCAGUUUUCCUCAGUUUAAUUAAUUGAAUGUUAUCUUUUAAGUGGACACUAUUAAAUGCUAAAAAUAAGCUUACUUUUUACACUACACUAUUAAUUAAUUUUGCCUUAGAAUUUUUUUUAAGACAAGCUGAAGAUUUUUUUGUAAGAAACCCCACCUAUUUUUUGCAGCCUAAAAUGCUAUUUAAGAUUAGGGUUUGUUCUUCAUGCCAGCAAGAUUUCACCAACGACUGUGAAGGCAGUGAUCUUUGCAUACUUUUAAGUAAGUAACUUAGUCAUCUGUUGAAGAGGAGUAGCAAAAAUAGGGUUUUAAACUGGUGCUUUAUUAAGUGACUUUCUUUAAAGUGAUGGUAGAUCAUGAAGUAGGUACAUAAAUAAUUUUCUGUCAACCUUAAAAUUGUCAAAACAUCUUUGAGGAGUGACUAUAAGCUAUUAGUUAAGGGCUAACAAGUAUUUAAAUGUCAUUCAUUGCUUUUCACUCUAUAAUUGCAAACGAAUUAAAAACACCAUUAACUGGUGUGUGUGUGUAAGUUUGUUUGCGUUCUCUUCCUAGCAGAUCACUCUGCUGUAUCAUUGGUGGAAAGUCAGAUGGGGAGCAUCAGCUCUUUGACAGUGUCCUUUUAUAUAUGCCCAGUCUUCUCUGGAUUGAAUGCUUUGUGCCUUUUCAGUGCGCUAUACUUGCUUGGAGUUGACUCUGCUGGCUAGAUUGUUUUGGUUAAAAAAUGAUUGUGGUUUUGUUGUUGUUAUGGGUCUUAUGUGUGUGUUGCCUGCUGGUCAGGCAACAGUUGUUUUUAGGUUGCUUUAUGUUUUUGUAGGAAAAUUGGCACCAAGUACUAGUGUGAUUUUUUUUUUUUUUUUUUUUUUUUUU
Messenger RNA from Globicephala melas (long-finned pilot whale), 7022 nucleotides. RefSeq names its product zinc finger and BTB domain containing 41 (gene ZBTB41). The record is from RefSeq and is a predicted model, not a curated record. Gene Ontology annotation, molecular function: protein binding; chromatin insulator sequence binding. Gene Ontology annotation, cellular component: chromosome. Gene Ontology annotation, biological process: regulation of transcription by RNA polymerase II. NCBI's taxonomy places the organism in Eukaryota, Metazoa, Chordata, Mammalia, Artiodactyla, Delphinidae.